Messenger RNA from Osmerus eperlanus (European smelt), 1391 nucleotides. RefSeq names its product fumarylacetoacetate hydrolase domain containing 1 (gene fahd1). Gene Ontology annotation, cellular component: mitochondrion. Bases 89 to 751 code for a protein of 220 amino acids. NCBI's taxonomy places the organism in Eukaryota, Metazoa, Chordata, Actinopteri, Osmeriformes, Osmeridae. The record is from RefSeq and is a predicted model, not a curated record. Gene Ontology annotation, molecular function: acetylpyruvate hydrolase activity. The transcript has a single exon.
CUUUUGGGGGCGAGGCAUACAGCUACUAGACUAAUGUAGGAAGUUAUCUGCAGCCGAAGGUCGUUCUGGGAGAAAAUUCCAUGUCACAAUGACUACACGAAAUGUUUCUCGGUUUUGGGAGUGGGGACGGAAAAUAAUAUGUGUUGGUAGAAAUUAUGCGGACCACGCCAAAGAACUGAAGAAUGCAGUCCCAACAGAGCCUGUGCUGUUCCUGAAGACCCCAUCAGCAUACGUGAGAGAAGGUUCCCCUAUUCUGAUACCUACAUAUUCCAGUAACCUGCACCAUGAGGUCGAGUUAGGGGUUGUUAUUGGUAAAGGGGGCACGGCAAUAUCUCAAUCCACCGCUAUGGAGCACAUCGCCGGUUACGCGUUGUGCUUGGACAUGACUGCCCGGGACAUCCAGGACGAAUGCAAGUCCAAAGGUUUACCCUGGACUCUGGCUAAAGCAUUCAACACCUCCUGUCCCAUUAGCGAAUUUAUCCCCAAAGAGCGGAUUCCUGAUCCAGGGAAUAUCAAGUUGUGGCUCAAAGUAAACGACCAGCUUCGUCAGAACGGCUGCACGUCCCAGAUGAUCUUCUCCAUCCCCUACCUCAUCAGCUACAUAAGUGAGAUCAUCACCUUGGAGGAGGGUGAUCUGAUUUUAACAGGAACACCCAAAGGGGUCUCCAGCGUACAGGAGCAUGAUGAACUUGAGGCUGGCAUUGAUGACGUUGUCAGCAUGACUUUUAAAGUUGACCGAGUAGGCUACUAGCAAAACGAAUAUUUUAAGGAUAUACAGUUGAGGAAUGAAGUGGAAAUGGGUUUGGUGGAAUUUUCAAAAUAUUUUUACUCUUUAGACUUGAAGGAAUUGACAAAUAUGGGCUUGAACUGAACGCUUAUUUUAUAAAGCUUCUGUUCAAUUUGGGAAUGUUGACAUUUUGUGGAGUUAAUUUCUACAUUUUGGCACAUAACUUGAACACUGUCACAGAGAGUAAGAAACCAGUAGAGGGCAUUGCUCCCCUUAACAAUCAAGAAAUGGCUUACAUUAAAGUUGAGAAGAUUAUUAAAACAUGUUAUAUUAUCCUAUGACAAAGAUUUACCAGAUCCUAUAAAUAUAUCUCAUGAUUGAUGCAAGAUGGAAGUGAUUAAAUUAAUGAUGAUCCACAACCAAUGAUAUUGUCUGAUUGUCCAGUCUCAACACCUCCAUCCCCAUAAAUAGGAAUGAUGUCACUUGAAUCCUCAUGAGAUUAACAUUGUAACACAGUACAAUCUUUUGUUGUGAUUACAAAACCAUGUCUGUAGUAUUUUGAACUCUACAAACCGUAGGGAAAGAACAUAAAGGGUAUUCUGUGAAACUUCAAAUCUAAAUCAUCCUCCAGAAAAAUCUGUCACAUUAAACAUCACUACUUGUA